This is a messenger RNA of Prunus armeniaca (apricot), 333 nucleotides long. Lineage: Eukaryota; Viridiplantae; Streptophyta; Magnoliopsida; Rosales; Rosaceae. The record is from the annotation of a GenBank genome assembly.
AUGCUGAUCAUCCCCGGCAACCGCGGUGGAAGAGGUUCCUUGUACGGUGUCACACAGGGAAAGGCAUACAGCUUUGAGUUGCCACAACAUGGGCCAAAGUGCGUGUCUUCGACUUGGAAAACGGAAAUGUGGAAAAAGUUUGUGUUUUACAUGAUCCCAGCGAGGAGUGUCUUCUACCGGAGCCCAAGCGAACAGGAAUUUGGAUUUUACCCACUAUGGUAUGAGGAGAUGAUGGGGGUUCAUUGGGAACCUGUAGCUUUGGAUCAGAAGAAGCAGCACCUCAAAUCUUGUCACACCCAGUUUCCUGUGCUGAUUAUCACUGGCGGAAAUUAA